Aphanomyces astaci is the source of this 808-nucleotide messenger RNA. RefSeq lists its product as hypothetical. The transcript has a single exon. The coding region runs from base 13 to 588 and encodes 191 amino acids. Gene Ontology annotation, biological process: regulation of DNA-templated transcription. Gene Ontology annotation, molecular function: DNA-binding transcription factor activity; sequence-specific DNA binding. The record is from RefSeq and is a predicted model, not a curated record. Lineage: Eukaryota; Oomycota; Saprolegniomycetes; Saprolegniales; Verrucalvaceae.
UCUCCAUCGAGUAUGACCACCCUUGCUACUGCGUCCAGCGACGUGACAUUCCUGCGUAAAGUGUUCCGCAUCCUGAGCCACGAAAACGCCCUUGUUGUGGCCUGGGAUGUUUGCGGCACCCAGUUUACCGUCAAGUCCACAACCACGAUGAACACAUCGAUUUUGCCCCAUUACUUUCGAUCAACUGGAGACAUGACAUACGCCACGUUCAGGAAGCACCUUGUGGCGCAUGGCUUUUCGAUGGCGCAUCAAUCGCAUGACUCGGAAUCGUUCCGUCACGCAGAGUACACUCGCAGCAGCGCCACAGCGCUCGCCUCGACCAUGAAGCGCCGACGAUUGGUGCAACCCAAACACUCAUCAUCGGGCAAUGUUCCGUCGUGCCAUUUGCAUCAACAACAACCCACACGACACAACCAACGUGCUGACAAUCCUUCCAACAACAACGACAACCUGUGGCAACUGCUUUCAGUGGUGUGCACCAUGCAAACCAACCCGCUGUUUGAACUCCCAGCUAUUCGUAGCGACCCAUGCACCUUCGCCGUGGAUGGCUGGGCCGAUUUGACGACCCCGGCUGUCGUGUGUUUGUAGAAAGUGAACAAGGCACGGUCGUUAACUUACAGUUAGUACAGUAUUUAUGGGUGGAGUUUGACAUUUUUUGACCCAUUCCUUCUUGAAUACGGUAUGUGUACUAGUAGCAUUUGGCUCAGAAUCGUUUGGUGAGCAAUAACGAAGCAACUUUGGAUGAACAAGCGACGGGGUUCAGUGUACUAGGAUGUACUAUAACUUAAAGCACUACUUUCUCCCAGAA